Molecule: messenger RNA, 3938 nt
Organism: Corticium candelabrum
Lineage: Eukaryota; Metazoa; Porifera; Homoscleromorpha; Homosclerophorida; Plakinidae
Product: polyhomeotic-like protein 1
Exons: 3
Coding region: 20-3766 (1248 amino acids)
Molecular function (GO): protein binding
Source: RefSeq, a predicted model, not a curated record
AUUGCGUGAACAAUAAGCGAUGUCUACAGCUCCGAACGUGGACGAGACGGCGUGCGCUGAAGGGAGCAAAGAAUGCAGCGUUGCAGUGCACCAACCUGCUAGAGACAACACGAACAGUGUAGAUACGCAUAAUUUAAAGAAGACAGAGAAAGGAGACGGAGAAUGGAACGCAGAGGACGACGACAGGUUGUUUAAUGCUGUAGAGCAGUAUUAUACAGUUAUAGGCAUGCAGAUAGAGUGGAACGAGGUAGCCAAGCUUGUGUCUGGACGCUCAGCAAGCGAGUGUGAGUCCCGCUGGUUGUGGUGCAGGGCAGAUGUGCAGUCAUGGACGGAAGAGGACGACCAGAGACUGAGACAGGCGGUCUUGACGCACGGUGAGACGGAGAAGGCGUGGAGAGAUGCCGGCGAGAAGCGAAACUGGACAAAUUGUCGUUUUCGUUGGCAACAAUAUUUACAUCCGGAUUUGAGAGGCGCGUCGUUCAGUGAGGAGGAGGAUAGGAUUCUUGUGAAGUCUGUGGAAGAGUUGGAUGGACGUUGGAAGGAUGUAGUGACGCGGUUACCAGGGAGAAGUAAGUAUGGAAUUGAAGAUCACUGGAAUGUGAAUGUGAGACCUCGCGUACCAGAUGGCAGGAAAACUGCAGAUCCAAUUCUUGAGGAUAGUAGUGUGAUAGAGUAUUGCUUACAGGAAGAAAGUACAACAAACAGUGAGUCACAAGCAUUAGUUAGUGAUAUGACAGAGACUGAGGUAUCUCAACUUCCAUCAACAGUCAGUAGUGAGAGUAAUCAGACAAGUCAUGAGGAUGUUGAUAGUGAUGUGUGUGAGAGGAAACAAGAAUGUCUGGAAGACAAUUCUAUUGACUCUAAAGCUACUAGUGAUGCAUCUCAUUCAACUGUGUCAGUGGGUCAUGAUGCUGCUGUGCCAACACCGACUUUGAAAGAAAGAGAGGGAACUGAAAUGGUAGCUAUAAAAAGCAGAACAAAUGAAACAGGACAGACAUUGGCAUCACUCGAUCUAUGUGAAGUCGAGGAGACGAGUAGCAGUAAAGAAGAUGUGAUCAAUCAACCAGGAAAGGCUCCUAAUGGCACAAACGGAGAGAACAAAAAGGAAAGCCUUACAGCAGUUGACUCUGUGACAACGACUGCAUCUGGUAUACCACAGGUAGUUGUGUCCAGUUCAGAAAAUACUACAACACAGCUGCAUGUGUCUCCAGCCAUCACUGCGGUGUCUCAAAUCACAGGAUCAAAAUCAAGCAUUUCAACUAGUACUGGUGCAAUAACUGGAUUGCUCCUAAGCCUGAAGUCAUCAGGUGGAGAACAAACAGCAGUUAGCCAACCUAAAAUUUAUCAGAAUAAAGUGCAGCCUGUUUCUCUUAGUACAUCAGUAUUUCCUACCCCUGUUGUCUACUGUAACCAAGGAUCAGUUGUAUCGAGUGCUACCAAGUUAUCAUCGUCAGUAAGCAAGCCAAUGGUGACUUCCUCGGUUACUGGUGUUCGGAAUGUGACUGUUAAUGGUCAGAAGUCACAUGGAAUAGCAACAGUCCACUUUAAACUUCCUGAUGGACAGUUCAUAAUGAGUCAAAGCCUAGUUAAAGCACCAACAGGGAUGUCUCAACCUUUCCUCCAGAGACCGCAAUCAUCUACCACUAAUAGUACAUCGGUAUUGCAACCAGCAAGGAUGAAUCAGUCAACAGUUCGACCUGCUUUAGCUUCAGUUAGUGCUGCUUCUGCUGGCAAAAUAGGUGAUCUGGCAAGGGUUAGAAAACCUCAAACGUCUGUUCCUGCAAGAGUAUCCUUAUGUCAGCCCGGUGAGAUGAAAUCAAAGAGUGGAUCAACAUCAGUUACUAAAGCAGGCAAUGCAGGCCGUCAAAUUCAAGUUACUUUGUCUGUCUGUCCACCUAAGACAGCAUUGGUGACAGUCACCACUUGGCCUGGCUCUGCAUUUUCAGCUGUUGCUAGUACACCAAAAGUAACGAGUUCUUUACCGGACAGAAGCUCAAACAUCAGCAUUUAUGGCAUUCCAGCUCAGAAUGCAAAGGGGACAUCCAUGCCAUCAAACCAACAGCAGGUGAGAACUCAGCACCAAAGUGGUACUUUAAAUUCCCAUUCACUAAAAAUUGACACCCAGAGACAAGCCUCUGUUCCUGUUAUGUUUCAAAGUCAUGCAACAGUGUGUACUCCCGUGACUGUUGCCACCCAGCAGAAUGGUUCAAAGUCACUGCAAACACGACCAAAUGUGAUUAAUAAGCAACAACAGGUCACACAAGGACAAAGCAGACCAGCGUUUACUGCCACAAGGUUGGAAUCAAGUGGAGCAACAUCUUCAGUGCGAGCUGCUCUUACUGCAGCAACAACACAGCAGAAUCGAGAGGUUAGAACCAUAUCAAAUGUUAUUAGUCCCAGUACAUCUUUAUCAGGGAAACCAGCAAGUGGCAAUCUUCCCCCACCACCAGCUCUAAUACACACACCUAAAACCAGUCUCUCAACGGUGUCUAAACGGGAUGUUAUUUCUACUUCAACGAGGAUGCCAUCUGUUGUGUCAUCAGGCUCAGAACUAGUAAUGUCAGCAUCCAUUGCUACAAGUGCACAGCAGCAAACCAUACUUUACAAUGUUGGAGGCAAAAAGCUGGGUAAUUUAAAUCCAUUAGGCAUUUCAGAGUCAAAGAGAAAUGAAGCUGGUCAGCAAAAGAAACGUAACGUUGACAAAGUUAGUUUACAGAAUGAUGGUGGAAUGAAGAGAGUGAAAAUAGUGACUGGUAAGGCUGUUUCAAAUAAAGAUACUGAAGCCAGGCCACCUGGCAGGAGAUCAUCCACACUGACACCUGAAGACAUUGCACUCAUGGAGAGAUUUGGUGAUUGGGAGGACUCUGCGUCAUCAGAGUCAGACAAUAAUAAAGGAGAGUCACAGCAGAGUAUUAGAGAUGAUCCUGAUUUUCGGCCAACUUCAAUUCGCUCCUUGAAGCAAAUAACGUCAGCUGAUGGAGAAUCUGAUGAUGAUGAUGAUGAUAAUCACCCCUCAAAGCGAAAGAAAGAUGGCCAGUCAACACCAAUAGACGAGAGCAGAAAUGGCUGUGAAAUGAUGGGUAGCUCUCCUGAGGAAGGUAGCACCAGUCCUGACAAACUGGGAAACCAAAGGAAACCAGCCAAGCAGUGUAGGCACUGUGGCAGUGCUCGUUUCUUUAGUCGUGGUGAAAACUUCAUAUACUGCACAGUCUGCAAGAGGAAAUUUAAACAGCAAGGAAUGAAAAGAAUUUCUAUAAUUUCAGAAGCUUCAUCGCCAGGUGAACGAUACCUGUCACCUAUGAGAGGUGCUUUGGCCCACUUGCAAACUGUUGGAAGAAGAGGUCGUGGUAGAGGCCACAGCCAUGUAGCAAUGGUAUCUCCAGUUCAACACAACAGCACUAGUUCACUGUCAGCACCUCGGCUUAGCUCUCAUCCAUUAUAUCCAAAAGUACAACCAUUGCCUCCUGAAAUUCCGAGAUAUAGCCCAGCACUUGCACCAUAUCAUGUGGAAGCAUUAUCAGCAGAACGACCAUUCAAACAUCCCGAACUUUGGUCAUUACAAGAAGUAACCGACUAUUUCAAAUCAACAGACUGUGCCCAAUAUGUUCAUCUUUUUGAGGACCAACAAAUUGAUGGGUAUGCAAUGACGCAGCUGAGUGAGAAGACCUUAGUUGACUACCUGGGCAUCAAGUUGGGUCCUGCUCUCAAGAUUUGCCGACAUGUACAGAUGCUGCAAGAAAUUUGGAUGAAUCCAGAUGACUACUAAUACACUUUCAGUAUUAUUUUGUUUGUCAAAUGUAAGGAGGCACGGCCAACUUUGAAUGUUUCUGGUCAAUUGAUUUUGAUAGGUAAUGCACAUGUGGACUGACUGACUGUGUUUAUGGACUUUACACAUACACAUGCAGUCAUGUAGAUAAGAAAUUAUUGUUAUGUGUUCA